Messenger RNA from Loa loa (African eye worm), 378 nucleotides. RefSeq lists its product as hypothetical. The annotation marks the transcript as partial. The transcript has 2 exons. NCBI's taxonomy places the organism in Eukaryota, Metazoa, Nematoda, Chromadorea, Rhabditida, Onchocercidae. The record is from RefSeq and is a predicted model, not a curated record.
AACAACAACAACAACAAAACAACAACAACAAACAACAACAACAACAACGACAACAACGACAACAACAACAACAACAACAAUAAUAAUAAUAACCAUGCAAUAUGCACAGUGUUCUUCUGUUUGGUGGAAAAAUAUGGGUGGUCGUGUUGUGUUUUCGGUGUAUUUACAUUGAAAAUCAUACACACACACAUGCAUACACACACAUACACAUGCAUACACACACACACACACACACACACAUACACACACAUACACACACUGUUAGCCGUUCUUGUCAACCGUCUAUCCUCAACAAUUUGGACCCAUUUAUUGCUCAUUUUCAUUCCUUUUUUCCCCCUCAAUCAUUUAUUUAUAUCUUGUUGUUUUCUUUUUUUUUGA